GGUGUCACUGCCUAUAGCGCAUUUUUGUAAUUAACCCAAACAAGUUAAAGUUGGGAAAAAGUGUGGAAAAAAUGGAAGAUAAUUUUUCAUAUUGCACUCAAAUGCUCAAGGAACCACUGCAACUUGGAAAACUUGUUGGCUCUGGCUCACAAUUUGAGGUAGAACAGUCGCCAGCCCAGACAUUUGGGGCUGGCGAUGAUGAUUUUAAUGUCGACGAAAUGGAAGAUUGUGAUAACGCUCCAGAUGUUGAUGAAGAAGAGCUCGCUUCUCCAUCGACCCAAUCGUUCGAGGAACUCAAAAAAUUGAUGGAGCCGAUCAAUGAGAACAUUUUUAUGCGCAUCACCCGUGAGGGGCACCAGGGACGAGGUCUGGUGCCAGACAAGGCACGUGUCGCUGUGCGCUAUAGUGGUUAUUGGGAAGGCGAGAGUUCUCCUUUUGAUUCCUCAUUAAUGCGCCGAACUAAAUUCUAUUUUGAGACCGGUGCAGGUUGCGAUGUGCUAGAAGGCCUCCAGGCUGCUGUACUUACCAUGCGCCCAUAUGAAAAAGCCGAAUUUAUUAUAUCCUAUAAGUUGCUAUUUCACGAGAUCGGCUGCCCGCCGCGCAUUAAACCACGUUCAGAUGGACUUUUCAAAAUCGAAGUUCUUCACUUCACAUUGAUCGGGGACUCAGAUGCCUUCGCGUCAAUGGCAGCUGUGGAUCGGGACAAGUUUGCAAUAGUUUACCCCAAGGCAUUAGACAUGCACAUGCAUGGCAAGGACUGUGUAAAGCGCUUUCGUUACCGCAACGCCGUCACUGCCUUCGAGCGGGCCGUAAGCUCUCUAAACUAUUGCCGUCUAGCCAAUGAUGAGAAUGAGCGCAAGCAAAUUUGGUUGCUCUAGCUUUUAUAGUCUCUG
Molecule: messenger RNA, 893 nt
Organism: Drosophila miranda
Lineage: Eukaryota; Metazoa; Arthropoda; Insecta; Diptera; Drosophilidae
Product: inactive peptidyl-prolyl cis-trans isomerase shutdown-like
Exons: 2
Coding region: 72-878 (268 amino acids)
Molecular function (GO): peptidyl-prolyl cis-trans isomerase activity
Source: RefSeq, a predicted model, not a curated record